ACAGUUAGUUUCCGACUCUCGCGAGUAAAGGUUCAAAGUUCAACAUAGACCGACUUUACUGAAAUAACUGUUUUAAACUCCACUCGUUUGUGAACAUCGUGGUUGUUUUGGCUCAAGAAAAACUUCGGGAGGAAUUGAAGAUGUGAUAUUCAGAGCCGCUGGAAAAAAUUCGCAAAGUGCCAACCCAACAAUGGCAAAAGUGUUUAGUGUCAAGUUCAUUGUUAUGGUCAGCCUUCAACUACAUAUGAUGAAUUAUAAAGGUGUUCACUGCCUUCAAAGAUUUGAAAAGCAGCCUUCAUAUUCGGAAGUUAAUCCUGGGGAAGAUAUCAAGCUAGACUGCAUUAUCAUAAGUAAGAAAGGAAGUUGCUCGUGGCAAAAGGACAAUAAGCCAGUGGGCAUCUACCUGAAGAAGUACGAGUGGGCAGCUAAGAACGAGGAGGAGGGGGACUGCUCGCUGUGGAUCAGGGCGGCGACGCUGGAGUUCGACGACGGUCAAUGGGAGUGCCAGGUCACCGCUUCCGACUUCACCACCCAGGAUGCACUCACUUCAACCCCUGUGCGCCUUGUUGUCAGAGUUGCGCCGGAACGACCCCGCAUCGAGUUCCGCGGCAGUCAACUGCAGCCAGGCUCUAACCUGACGGCAGGCGCGGGUGAUAGGGCGGCCAUCAAGUGCCUGAGCCGACACGGCAACCCGCCGCCGAGGCUUGAGUGGUACCUCGACAAGGAGCAGGUCACCUCAGCCAGUCGCAGCGAGUCGGUGCCGGAGACCGACAACCGGCGCACCUGGCUGACGACCAGUCUGCUGGACUUGCCGCUUGACAAGCACCACCACGACAACACGCUCUACUGUGUAGCCGUGCACGAGUCCUACCCGACCAAGUCGCAGUACGUCAAGGCGCGGCUCGAUGUCACAUAUCCGCCAGAUGUGAAACUAAUCGGAGUUCCUGAGACGGACGUGGAGGAGGGUGAUACGGUUGUACUGAAGUGCGAAACAGAUGCAAAUCCUGUUGCUUCUGUUGUGUGGCGAAGAGCAGGAAGCCUGGAUGUGGCGAGUCUUGAGGAGAGCCUCCAGUUCAGACCCAUCACGAGGAAAGAUUCUGGUACUUACACGUGCCAGGCCCGCAAUGUCCUCGGAUCGAGUGAACCAAUGACUGUGCAACUCGAUGUUAAAUACGCGCCGACAAUCAGCAGCGUGGGUCGCGACAAGAUGACGACGGCGACGCUGUUCUCACCGGUUACUCUAGCCUGCGAGGCGGACGCUAACCCGACGCCCAACUACCAGUGGCUGCAGCGACUUCCUGCAUCCGCGUCCGCAUCUGCGUCCGAUUCAGUGCUGGUUCGCAGCACCGACCAGAUGCUGAUCCUGCGCAACGUCACCUACGAGCAUCAGGGCGAGUACGUGUGUCGAGUCACCAACACCAUCGCCGGCACACAUCGCACGGCGCAGAGUGAAGCUGUCUCCAUCCAGGUCGUCGGUGCACCUCAAAUACUGCGCGAAGGAGGCGAAGAGGUGAUAGCAGCAAAGGGUUCGGAUGCCACCCUUCGAAUGGUGGUCUGUGCUGAUCCACGACCUGAAACUGUGUCGUGGGAAUGGGAGAGCAACCAGGUCAAAGCUGGGGACUCCACUGGGAGGUAUCAGGCGCAUGAGUUGAAAAAGGAUGGCAGAGAAGAUUGCUUUGAAUCGAGACUACAAGUCGGAGAAGUGGAGCCAGCUGAUGCGAGGAACUAUGAUUUGCUUGUAAAAAGUGACAGAGGCUUCGAUAGGCAUUCUCUUCGCCUGGUUGUUCAUGAGCCUGUAUCAAUGAUGACACUGAUCUUCUCGGCAACGGGGUGUCUCCUCAUCUCCUUUCUAUGUAUAUUCUGCGCAAUCCAUUGGUCUCGAUCAGAUAAACGGAGAUUUCUUGGUGAGUUCCCUACUUAAUCUGGGAUCAGAGAUCCUUUUCUUGUAACUUUUUCUAUGACUUAUCACUUUUUCAUCAAAGUAUAAGACAGCAUAUAGUGAGAUUGGUGCAUGUUAUUAUAUCAGUGGAAAUAAUAGGACAAAAUUACUUAAUCUUUCUUCAAGCAACUUUUUUAUAUUUUCUCGAUUCAGUUUUGUUUUUACUUCAAAUAUUAAUAGUAUCAUACUUUUGAUGUGAAUGAGGUUUGUUUUGGCAUGAAGCUGUGAACAUCUUUUAUGUUGUAUUAUUAUUUUCAUGUAAUUUAUUCUCAAUAAAAAUAAAUAGAAGGGUCGCCUAUUCUCUGAGUCACCAGUGCUUUCUAUAGAUGAUAGAUGAUUCCAGUAUAUCUGAUGUAAUAUUUAUCCAUAGCCAAAAAACGAUUUGGCAACAAAAAAGGUUUGGCGGUAUAUAGAGGAGGAAAGAUCUAUCUGCUUUGUCUAAUGACAGACAAGGAUAGCAAAACAAUGUUGAGCAGGUGUUGACUUGAUAACGUAAAUGUCAAUCUAUAUAGGCUAGUUAACAUCAUUAAAAAAUCAUAGCUGUCUUGAAAUUUUAUUUGCUAGAAAUCAAUAAGUAAAUUAUUACUUUGUGAGAUACCACUUUGAUAUCUCCACUCAACAUCUUAAUUAUAAGAUCACCACCUCACUGGCUAUUUUUUGAUAUAAGAUACCGUAAUUGAAAAGGUUAUAAGUGACUUAUAGCCUACCGUAUCUAAUUUGAGGAGGUUACCUAUGAUUUACAAUGUGCAAUGUGUUGUAGAUUUGGGAAAUCAUCAAUUAACUUUUUAUGUGUGCUGUGUGGUUUGUAUGUAACUUAAGUGCUUAACACCUUGACAAUUUCAUUUGAAAUAAUCAUUGCUGAACGAUUUCAUGGAUA
Nilaparvata lugens (brown planthopper) is the source of this 2816-nucleotide messenger RNA. Its product is annotated as irregular chiasm C-roughest protein-like. The record is from RefSeq and is a predicted model, not a curated record. The transcript is spliced from 9 exons. The coding region runs from base 191 to 1921 and encodes 576 amino acids. Gene Ontology annotation, molecular function: cell adhesion molecule binding. Gene Ontology annotation, biological process: cell-cell adhesion. Gene Ontology annotation, cellular component: cell-cell junction. Lineage: Eukaryota; Metazoa; Arthropoda; Insecta; Hemiptera; Delphacidae.